UUUCUUAUUUUAAAGACCUAUAUUAAACUUGAAGUUUCAAAAAGUUUAAUAAGAUAACUUUGUAUGCCACGUCCUUAUAACUUGAGUGUACAUACAGAGCAUUUGUAAUGUCUGUAAACGGGAAUCCAAAGAUUCGCCCCGAGGUGUGCAAUGAAUCACGGCAGAAAACGCUACAAUUACAGCUGCAAGGUGUCCCCUCAGUAUCUGUUCUACUGCACAGGAUCGUAUAUCUGAAUAUCUGAAAGGAGAAGAAGAAAAAAAAAACUCAAAGAUCAAGUCUCCUCAUGUUUUGUUGGAGGGUGGUUUCCCAGACUGUCCAUCCCCUACGCAGUUGUCUCUGUACACUAUGUGGCCACAAAUCCUCCCUUUCCAAAAUGAGUUUCGGAAGUUGAGCACUCCUCCUGGUUUGACUUGGGCGCAAAAAAGACACUCAACCAUGAUAAUACCAUAAGUUCUAAUGGGGAAGUCUCGCUUUCACUGGCUGUGUUUCCCUUUUCUAAAACUCACCAGCAGCUUUCGGAGGUGCCCUCUUUCAAAAAGUAGUUUGAUAAUUGCGAGCGUGUGUGUUGUCUAUUUGUUUUUUGUUGUUUCACAAGUUGGAUACUCGCAGCAGCACCGGGACAGGAGGACAGAUAAAGACAAGUACCGACACACCCGUGGAUUGUAUAAUUUGGAUGUUAAUGAUGCGCUGCCAGAUUCCGUGGAUUCGCAAACUGGUGCGAGCUUUGUUGUCCCGACACGGUCCAACGUGGUGUACAUAACGUUAAAGUCAAAGCGCCUGAAACCAGCCAAUAUACGGGGCACAAUCAGACCAAAACUGAGGAGAAAAGUAAGAAGGACUAAGUCGGCUAAUUCAGCUUUUACGCAGAGCAAACUUGGCACUUUGGAGCAGGAUGCGGGUCAAAUCAAGCACAACUUUACACGCAAGGCUUCCUGGGGAGAAACCAAGGAUGUUGAUUAUAAAACAUUGGAUAUAAUCCAUAAAUCUCAUAUAGAUGCACAAACAAACUCUCACGUUAGUUCUAUCCGAAUUUACAGCCAGAGGGCACCGCCAUGGUUCAGCCCAGAGGACGUGAAAGCCAUGCGCUUUCUUGCGGAUGCCAAGGUUUUGCGCGUCAAAGAAGUUUCACGUGGAGUCUCUUCAUCACUUCUGAUAUUUGAGGGCAAGACAGGAAGUCCAGUGAGCGACCACAAAAACGCAAAACUGACCUAUGUAUGUGGAGGACAGUGUGGAGUAAUCAACAGCCCCGUGGACACCACCGAAGUGUUCGCUUUUCAUCUGGACAGGGUGCUGGGACUCAAUAGGACAUUACCAGCUGUAAGCAGAAAGUUCAGCUUAUUACACGAUGGCCAGCCCUGUCCAGUGGUGUCAUGGGAUGCAUCUCUCUACCCAGAAGGCCUUGCUGCAGGCUUGUCCACUGUGAAGUUAACAUGGGGGAAAUACCAGAGCUCCCUGAAACAGAGGUGUUGGCAUAAAAACACCAGCCCAAAGCCUGACUCUGGCUGCUCCACAGUUCAUCACUAUGAGUGGAGUAAACUAGCUCUGUUUGACUUCUUGUUGCAGAUUCACAACCGUCUGGAUCAGAGCUGUUGUGGAUUCAGGCCCAGGCAGGAGGAUGCGUGUGUGGAACUCGGCCACCAUGCUGAAUGUGGGGACCAGAACCAAAUACAACUGACAAACAUCGUCCACAGAGGUCACGAUCCUAGACACCUGGUCUUCACCAACAACAAGGGGUUCUUUGACCGCAACGAGGACAACCUGGACUUCAGGCUCCUGGAAGGAAUCAAAGAGCUUCCAGAGCAUGCUGUGUCGGUCUUGAAGAGUAGGAGACUGAGGGAGAAGCUCCUCCAGUCCCUGUUUCUGGAUCAGAUAUACUGGGAGAGCCAAGGUGGCCGGCAGGGCAUCGACAAGCUGAUCGAUGUAAUUGAGAGGCGGGCCAAGGUCCUCCUGACUUACAUCAAUGCUCAUGGGAUCAAAGUCAUCACAAUGAAUGUGUGACGAGAGUCAUAUCUGUCGAAAGGCCAAAUUAUUGAGACAUAGAUAAAGUACAUUGAUCCCUGUGACUUCACUGUGUCCUUUCAGAAUGUCCUUAAACAAGACACUGGAGUUUUAUCCACUUACGAUUUGGAUAAAAACAUCAACUAAGUUCUAAAACUGUUACACACAUUUUAGUUUAUGUCAAUUCAUUAAUGCCAAUUAAUAUCACAAGAUUGUGAGAGCACAUCCUGUCAUGUAACACCAGCCCCAAUUGUCAGACCAUGUCAUUUAACAAUAAAAGAAUGGAAAAAUUAAGAUUAAGAUAAAUGAGAAAUUAUAUAUUUUUUAUGACUGCAAAAAUAACUUUUAUCAUAUUGCUAAUGAAGGACCUAUUAUAAAUGAUCUACUAUACAUUUAAAACACUAAGCAGCAGCAACAUUGUGCAGAAAUGGGUGUUUUUGCGAUUUAGCACCCCCAGAGUGCAAUAUCAUUAUUGUAAAUAUAAACAGAUGUACACAUGCAUUUGUUACUUGUGUGUUACUUAUGAUCAAAAACUAGCAAGUCUAGCCAGUGUUACUUACUGCUGAUGUUACUGUUACUUACUAGCCCAACAGCAAGAAGCCCAGCUCGGUGUCUGUCUUUCAGUCUUUUAUUUCACCAAGCUCUCACCAACGACUAAAAGGUAGUCUCAGAUAUAACCCUAUCCAGUUUUCACACUCUCUUUUUCUCUCCUUAGCUUCUGAUGUCAACAUCCCCUUCUAUCUUUUUGCUUCUGCCAUUAUGUCCAUAGAGACUGCUGAGCCUGGUUACAUUGCCUGCUUGCCCAGCUCAGGUUCUGGCACGACACUGUCUCCGCUCCAUGUCUGCAUUCCAAUGUGCCUCAGGUCUGAAGACCUUCUUGUCCCCGUUAUCCAAAAUGCCUGUGGGCCAAGCACAGUCCAGCUAUAGCUAUAGCUAUAGCAACUGUCUGUCUAUAGUAUGCAGCAGUUACUGUCAGUUUACUGUCUGUCAGAAAAUCUUGUAAAGCGAGAGUUGAGGCAUUACUUACUUCUCACAGAGGGUUGCAUAGCAGAUUCUGUGCCCUGUACAACUGGGCACAGAGUGGAAAUGUCAGUUAGCAUUCACCUGGUUACCAGUCAGUGUAUCAAAAUGAUUUAAAAUCUGUUAUUUUAUGGGAGAAAAGUUACACAGUGUUGCUCUAAUAUAACCAAUUUUGACAUUUAAAGUGAGCCUAACCUUAAAUUAAAGUCACAAAUUUUACUUCCUUUCAAGUAUUCUGUCUUCCCCAGAGGCGAAUCUGCAUCUAUCUUCAUGUACAGUAACUUGUAAAGAUAACUUUUGCUCCUCCUGAGGCCUUUCAGGAAGUGCAAUUUACAUUACGUAUGAAUGGAAUGCACUAAAGAUUUCCUUCUUUUCUCCUGAGGUGAGUGACAAGAAUUGAGAUGCUGAUAGAGCCUCUUAGCGUAGCCACAACCCAAAUCCGCUUGGCUUGAUUAGGGUCACACAUUACACACUGAAAAAGAUUUCAAUCUUAAUGAGUUAUUUAAACCUGUGUACAGUUCUUUUUUAACAAAUCUCCCAAGUCAAAGUGUUUAAACAAUCAUACGCUUAAGAUCCAAUACAGCAUUGCAUAUUAUCAUGAACAGUGUAAAUUCUGAAGCAUGUCUUGUCAUAGUGUCUGUAUAUUAUAAACUUUAAGAUGAGAAUUUAGAGGGAAUUAUUCCUUUUAUGUGCACUCUUAUUUCCAACUAUAAAAAACACCUUCACUUGUAACCAUUUUCUCUGUAUUUAUUUAUUUUUGUACUUUAUUUUUUAAUUGUUAAAGAUGUUUCAGCAUCUGAGUGGCAAUAAAAUCAUUUCAAUAUGUA
Molecule: messenger RNA, 3846 nt
Organism: Larimichthys crocea (large yellow croaker)
Lineage: Eukaryota; Metazoa; Chordata; Actinopteri; Sciaenidae
Gene: gask1b
Product: golgi associated kinase 1B
Exons: 4
Coding region: 458-1999 (513 amino acids)
Cellular component (GO): Golgi apparatus
Source: RefSeq, a predicted model, not a curated record